Ixodes scapularis (black-legged tick) is the source of this 3674-nucleotide messenger RNA. RefSeq names its product mucin-17. NCBI's taxonomy places the organism in Eukaryota, Metazoa, Arthropoda, Arachnida, Ixodida, Ixodidae. Gene Ontology annotation, cellular component: nucleus. Gene Ontology annotation, molecular function: zinc ion binding. The record is from RefSeq and is a predicted model, not a curated record. The transcript is spliced from 12 exons. The coding region runs from base 471 to 3458 and encodes 995 amino acids.
AGUCUUGAAGAAAAGCAAGCGUAUUUAGUUUAGCAUGCUUCAUACAGACUUUCACACCUUUAAUUACUAAAAGUAAAACCCACGUUUCUGGAAUUUAGUCAGUUCUUUUAGAGAAAUAUUUGAUUUCGAGUUAGUCCAGUUUCGGUUUUUCUGGUCAUGUGAUUGCACAGCUUGCUUAUUUCGGCGUCCACCAUCAAAUAUUUCGUUUCUGAUGGUGUCUGUGUUGUGUUGGCGUUUUGACGGAGAGUUUGUCAUAGUUGGCAGUGGAAAUGCCUUGUUCAGCGCGUGUGUGGGACUGGGUCCCCGGUGGCGAUGAAAAGAAUUACAGCUAAGCGACCAGUCAUCCGCUGAAGCCAAACCUUUUUGUCGAAAGAAACUUUUUCGUUCCAUUUAACAACGUUUCGAUUGCCGUACGCCCGCGAGAAAACGACGACGAUCUCGAGUUGGACGACGCUCCCGAUGAAAGGACCAUGCCCGAGGUCACGGAAACCCCGGGGAGACAAGAGAAAGAUCAAGAUCCUCCAGGUGCUCCCAGGAAAAGCAAACAUCCGAGAGAGCCACAGCGUAAUCUGCGACCCAAAAAGCUAAGAUACGACACGGACAUCAACCAAGAGAGUCCGGCCAGCGCGUCGAAGAAAGAGCUGUACCGCCUGCUGGAAGCCCGCAUUAACAACAGCGAGGGCACGUGGGUGCAGUGCUGCAAACCCAAGUGCAACAAGUGGCGCUGCCUCCAGAACGUCGCUGACCCCAACGAAGUGCCCGACGAGUGGUACUGCUUCAUGAACAACGACCCCCAGUACAACAGCUGUGCGGCGGCAGAGCAGGACAUGUCCCAAGAAGAGUUCGUAGAUGUCAAGUUCUUCGUUGGCUCCAUCGUCUGGGCCAAGCUGGACUCAUACCCCUGGUGGCCUGCCAUGAUUGACGAUGACCCCGACAGUUGCCUCUACUUCUGCAAUGAAGACCCUUACGACGAGGAUCGUGUGACGCACUACCACGUUACCUUCCUGGACAAGAAUGUGACCCGUGCCUGGGUUCGAGAGGAUCGCUGCGUGCCACUGCGUCCGGAAGGCGUGCCAGGGAACAAGGUUCCCAAGAAAUACGAGAGAGCUUUCAACGAUGCUGUUGAGAGGGCAAAGCUCGCAGUCAAACUUCCCCUUCCAGAACGGAUAGCGGAGUACUGCUUCAUCAACAACUACCCUCCCUUACGAAGUGCAUCUCUGCGACAUACACAAACUAAAUCCAAGCAGCCCAGGAAGAUAUCAUCGAAAUGCAAGACCACCACUCAGCCAUUGACCAGUGACACGCAGCCAGCCAAGCGUCCCAGGGGCAGACCACCAAAGGUGCGGACCACUACUCAAGAGACGAUGCAGCAAACGCAGUCAGCAAGUGCAGCGACUACCAGCCAUAGAAGAGCAUCCAAGCCGGCAGUUAAGGGAGCCAAAGAAAGGACAGCAGCUUCUAAAAGUGACCCAAGGCCAAAAUACCAGUCAGCCACCAAAACCAUAAAAAAAAUGCAGAAGAGGAAAGACGUUGGGGCUCACCAGAAGACCGUGCAGUGCCAGGAGCAGACGAAGAGUGCAGCGGGUGCAGCCAUCUUCGUAACAGUGCUUCAAAAUUUGCCUUCAGCGCAACCUCAGAUCCAAGAUGAGGCAGCCAUUUCUGUCCCCGUUCCAAACGAAGCUUUAAAUCCAAAUCUCAUCCAGUGUUUAUCCGCGGUUCAAGCAAACCGUUCCCCAAACAAGGAUCAGCAACCAAGGAUGCAUCUGGAAGCUGAAAAACAAGGACCAGCAAGCCCGAUACAAGCCAGCCAGGUUAAAGUUCAAGUCGACACUUUGCCACUGCUUCAGAGGUUCCCUGCAGCAACUGAGGAAUAUGGUGCACUGGGACAACUGAAGCCGGCGACCGGAGCUUCUGCCACAAAGUUACCGAAUGGGACACCAGUCUUGUUCGAGACUCCGCUCUUCUUCCCGGGAGGGCAGACCCAAGAGAGCUUGGAAGGCAUCGAGGACAUCAAUCCCCUCAUUCAGUUUCUAGAUGACGACAUUGGCCAGGCGACAGCAUCAGUAAGACCAACUGUGACACCCGCGAGGGCACUUGACAAAGUGGCGGCCGAGGUGCCGGCAAAACCAGCAACAACACCGGCGAGCGGCACUUUCAAAGCAACAAUGGUUCUACCGCCGAAACCUGUUGCCACGACACCAGCGACGGCACUACCGCUAAAGGAAGCCGCGGUACUAGGAAAGCCGACUGCCAAAACGGGAAUCAUGCAAAAAACCGUCGCCGCCAAGCAGGCCACACAUAAAGCGCCCCAUCAAAAGAGACCGUUCAAGGUCCUGACAAAGGAAUCGGUGACAACGCCGCCCGAAGGCUUCGCAGCGCCGAAAGAGAUGGCAAUCACAAGGACAAACUCCAACAAAGAUCAGCUGACCUCCAGCGGAUCGUGGAUGACACGUUCGGAAGACAGCAACUUUGACGCCUUGGCUGACCCAAGCAUAACGUUUGAAAGCCUGUCGAGGGCACUUGACAAAGUGGCGGCCGAGGUGCCGGCAAAACCAGCCACGACACCGGCGAGAGGCACUUUCAAAGCGACAAUGGUUCUACCGCCGAAACCUGUUGCCACGACACCAGCGACAGCACUACCGCUAAAGGAAGCCGCGGCACUAGGAAAGCCGACUGCUAAAACGGGAAUCAUGCAAAAAACCGUCGCCGCCAAGCAGGCCACACAUAAAACGCCCCAUCAAAAGAGACUGUUCAAGGUCCUGACAAAGGAAUCGGUGACAACGCCGCCCGAAGGCUUCGCAGCGCCGAAAGAGAUGCCAAUCGCAAGGACAAAUUCCAACAAAGAUCAGCUGACCUCCAGCGGAUCGUGGACGACACGUUCGGAAGACAGCGACUUUGACGCCUUGGCCGACCCAAGCAUAACGUUUGAAAGCCUGUCGAGGGUACUUGACAAAGUGGCGGCCGAGGUGCCGGCAAAACCAGCCACGACACCGGCGAGAGGCACUUUUAAAGCGACAAUGGUUCUACCGCCGAAACCUGUUGCCACGACACCAGCGACGGCACUACCGCUAAAGGAAGCUGCGGCACUAGGAAAGCCGGCUGCCAAAACAGGAAACAUGCAAAAAACCGUUGCCGCCAAGCAGGCCACACAUAAAGCGCCCCAUCAAAAGAGACUGUUCAAGGUCCCAACAAAGGAAUCGGUGACAACGCCGCCCGAAGGCUUCGCAGUGCUGAAAGAGAUGCCAAUCGCAAGGACAAACUCCAACAAAGAUCAGCUAAACUCCAGCGGAUCAUGGACGACACAGUCGGAAGACAGCGACUUUGACGCCUUGGCCGACCUAAGCAUAACGUUUGAAAGCCUGUCGAGUGCCUCCCAGAAUAGGGAAAAGGAUGUCGACAGCGAUUUCAACUACCUCGCAACGGUGGACUGUUCGCAGUUCUUCAGCAAGGAAGAAUAACUCGUUGAAUCCCACGUCCGAGCUUUCGUUCCGAGCAUCUGGUGCUGGGAAGGCCUCCCAAACACAUGGCUGCAAUGCCACCGUCGGUGCACCUUCACUUUUAGUAUGUAAAAGCUCCACAACUGUUGUGACGCGGAUCUGUUGAACCAAGAAUGUUCGUUUGACGCUUGCACUUUCAGCAGCAACUUUUUAUUGCAACACUCACCCACCCAAAAA